This is a messenger RNA of Neofelis nebulosa (Clouded leopard), 377 nucleotides long. RefSeq names its product secretoglobin family 1A member 1 (gene SCGB1A1). NCBI's taxonomy places the organism in Eukaryota, Metazoa, Chordata, Mammalia, Carnivora, Felidae. The record is from RefSeq and is a predicted model, not a curated record. Gene Ontology annotation, biological process: signal transduction. Gene Ontology annotation, cellular component: cytoplasm.
AUGAAGCUCGCCAUGACUCUUGCCCUGGUCACCCUGGCUCUCUGCUGUAGUCUUGGUGAGCGCCCCUGCCAGAGCUUUCUAAACGUCACGGAAACCCUCUUCAUGGGCACGCUUUCCAGUUACGAGGCCGCCGUUGAACCUUUCUUGCCAGACGCGGACGUGAAAGACGCGGGGAUCCAGCCGAAGAGGCGUGACACGCUUCCUCAGAAGGCCAAGGAGAGCAUCUUAAAGCUCACGGACAAAAUCAUAAGAAGCCCACUGUGUGCUUAGGAUUCAGAAGCUGAAGGUCUCCAGCCGCCGAAGUCCCUGCUGCUCCCCAGACGCUUCCCUCACUGUGUCCCCAGCCUGGUUCCCUUCAAUAAAGCACAAGCAUCUCA